Messenger RNA from Aricia agestis (brown argus), 671 nucleotides. RefSeq names its product prisilkin-39-like. The record is from RefSeq and is a predicted model, not a curated record. The coding region runs from base 137 to 631 and encodes 164 amino acids. The transcript is spliced from 4 exons. Lineage: Eukaryota; Metazoa; Arthropoda; Insecta; Lepidoptera; Lycaenidae.
CUUGACACAGACACAAAAUCCACAGGACGUAAAACCCAACGAUUCAACGUCUUUAGUAUGUAUAAAUGUGCGCGAGCGGCGCAUACUUCAAAAACGUUCGUGUCCUCACCCAGUGCACUUGUUACUUGGAUAUACGAUGAAAACCACGUGUCUAGUCAUUGCCUGCGUGAUCGUCGCGUGCGCGGCACAAGCACAACGCGACGAAGCGCAGAAGCGCAGCUCGGGCGGUUACGGGUUCCUGCGACCCGGUUACGACGGGUACUCGGGACCCGGGUAUAAUGGUUAUCCCGGAUAUAAUUCUCAGUAUGGGGGCUACAACGAGUAUCAGAGCGGCUACGGGGGCCCCGGUUUCGGGGGCCCCGGGUAUGGAGGCCCUGGGUUCGGGGGCCCCGGAUACGGCAACCCCGGAUACGGCGGAUAUCCCGGAUACGGCGGAUACCCGGGUUAUGGUGGUUACCAAGGCUACCGGCCCCGCCCCGGAUAUCCGUUCCGCCCUGGCCAGUACCGACCCGGAUAUAACUCCGGUUACGACAAAUAUCCGGGUUACAGCAGCUACAUAGCCGGCUUCGCCGAUAAUGAUGACGAUCUGUUCAGUCGCAGCGCUAAAAAGGACGUAAAGGCGGACGAAUAGAGGCUACUUAGUUAUGUGUAAUAAAGUUAUUUUUAUUUAA